Molecule: messenger RNA, 4374 nt
Organism: Amblyraja radiata (thorny skate)
Lineage: Eukaryota; Metazoa; Chordata; Chondrichthyes; Rajiformes; Rajidae
Product: mucin-2-like
Exons: 34
Coding region: 179-3892 (1237 amino acids)
Biological process (GO): visual perception
Source: RefSeq, a predicted model, not a curated record
UCACCAAAAAUCAUAACCGAUGUGGAUCAGAAGGAGCAGGUACCAGACGGGGAGAUAACCUGCCCCAGCUAACAAUCCCGAAGUACUUCUUCAAUCAACGUUCGAAUUUGAGAAAGGAUUAAGUAUCGAAAGUUUAUUUCAACGAGAGAAUCUCGCUGAGUUACAGCGUGACUACGCCAUGGGGCACCCUCAUUAUCUCUUGUUACUGUUAAUUAUAGGUUCCACCACACUACAGGCAGCAGCACAAAAUAAUACAUCUGGAGCAACAACAACUGAUACAACUGAACCAACAACAACUGUUACAACUGAAUCACCAACUACACCUGGACCAACAACUACAGGUGUAACUGAAUCACCAACUACACCUGGACCAACAACUGCCAGUACAACAGAAUCACCAACUACACCUGAACCAACAACUACAGGUGUAACUGAACCACCAACUACACCUGGACCAACUACAGGUGUAACUGAAUCACCAACUACACCUGAACCAACAACUACAGGUACAACUACGUCACAAACUACACCUGGACCAACAACUACAGGUACAACAGAAUCACCAACUACACCUGGACCAACAACUACAGGUGUAACUGAAUCACCAACUACACCUGGACCAACAACCUCCAGUACGACUGAAUCAACUACAACCGCACAAACUCCGGGGGUAGUUAAUGUCCCGCUCUCUUUCAGUAUUGAUGGUGAAUUUAAUCCAAGUUUAAGUAAUCGAAAUUCUCCCGCAUUCCAAUCCUUGGCUGCGGAUAUUAUUAGAGGGCUUGAAAUGGUGUUUGGAGGAACCCCAAAUUUUCGUCGAGCAGUUGUCAAUAGUUUCAGGAAUGGAUCCAUUAUCACAAAUUGCACCCUAGAGUACGAAAACACCACCACACCGCCCACUGAGUCCGCGGUGGUGAGCCUAUUGGCGAAUAAUUUAGACAACGGCACAGAUUUUGGAAACGCCACACUUAUUCGAUCGUCCAUCAGUUCUGGUGGUACCACUUUCAACGAUUUGGAGUCUACAACUACAGGUGUAACUGAAUCACCAACUACACCUGGACCAACAAGUACAGGUGUAACUGAAUCACCAACUACACCUGGACCAACAACUACAGGUACAACUGAAUCACCAACUACACCUGGACCAACAACUACAGGUACAACUGAAUCACCAACAACACCUGAAUCAACAACCACAGGUACAACAGAAUCACCAACUACACCUGAACUGCCAACUUCCAGUACGACUGAACCACCAACUACACCUGGACCAACAACCUCCAGUACGACUGAAUCAACUACAACCGCACAAACUCCGGGGGUAGUUAAUGUCCCGCUCUCUUUCAGUAUUGGUGGUGAAUUUGAUCCAAGUUUAAGUAAUCGAAAUUCUCCCGCAUUCCAAUCCUUGGCUACGGAUAUUAUUAGAGGGCUUGAAAUGUUGUUUCGAGGAACCCCAAAUUUUCGUCGAGCAGUUGUCAAUAGUUUCAGGAAUGGAUCCAUUAUCACAAAUUGCACCCUACAGUACGAAAACACCACCACACCGCCCACUGAGUCCGAAGUGGUGAGACAAUUGGCGGAUAAUUUAGACAACGGCACAGAGUUAGGAAACGUCACACUUAUUCGAUCGUCCAUCAGUUCUGGUGGUACCACUUUGAACGAUUUGGAGUCUACAACUACAGGUGUAACUGAAUCACCAACUACACCUGGACCAACAACUACAGGUACAACUACGUCACAAACUACACCUGGACCAACAACUACAGGUGUAACUGAAUCACCAACUACACCUGGACCAACAACUACAGGUACAACUGAAUCACCAACAACACCUGAAUCAACAACCACAGGUGUAACUGAAUCACCAACUACACCUGAAACAACAACCACAGGUACAACAGAAUCACAAACUACACCUGGACCAACAACUACAGGUGUAACUGAAUCACCAACUACACCUGGACCAACAACUACAGGUACAACUGAAUCACCAACUACACCUGGACCAACAACUACAGGUACAACUGAAUCACCAACUACACCUGGACCAACAACUACAGGUACAACUGAAUCACCAACAACACCUGAAUCAACAACCACAGGUACAACUGAAUCACCAACUACACCUGGACCAACAACUACAGGUACAACUGAAUCACCAACUACACCUGGACCAACAACUACAGGUACAACUGAAUCACCAACAACACCUGAAUCAACAACCACAGGUACAACAGAAUCACCAACUACACCUGAACUGCCAACUUCCAGUACGACUGAAUCACCAACUACACCUGGACCAACAACUACAGGUGUAACUGAAUCACCAACUACACCUGAAACAACAACCACAGGUACAACUACGUCACAAACUACACCUGGACCAACAACCACAGGUGUAACUGAAUCACCAACUACACCUGGACCAACAACUACAGGUGUAACUGAAUCACCAACUACACCUGGACCAACAACUACAGGUACGACUGAAUCACCAACUACACCUGGACCAACAACUACAGGUACAACUGAAUCACCAACUACACCUGGACCAACAACUACAGGUGUAACUGAAUCACCAACUCCGGGUGGAAAUAAUGUCCCGCUCUCUUUCAGCACUGUUGGUAAUUUUACAGCAAGUUUAAGAAAUCGAAGUUCUCGCGAAUUCCGAUCCUUGUCUUCCGAUAUUAUUAGAGGGCUUAAUAGUGUGUUUAGAAGAACCCUAAAUUUUAAUGGAGCAUCUGUCAUUCGUUUCAGGAGUGGAUCCAUUAUCGCAGAUUGCAACAUAGCGUUUGUAAACACCACCACACCGCCCAGUCGGUCCGCAGUGGUGAGACAAUUGCUGAAUAAUUUAGACAACGGCACAGAGUUAGGAAACGUCACACUUUUUCCAACAACCAUCCGUUCUGGUGCUAUUACUGUGAACAGUUUGGAGCCUAUUUCUUUGAAUAUUUCCUAUGUGAUAGAAGAUAGGGCUUUCACCACCGACCUCAGCAGCAUGAGUUCCACUGCGUUUAGAGAUCUCCGCUCUUCAGUGAUUAAUUGGCUUAAUCCAGUGUUGACUUCCGUGUUUAGUCCAAGUACCAUGUCCACUUAUACUGUCACUUUUAGCAAUAAUUCAACAAUGGUGCAAGUAUCUACAAACGUUCAGAUCAACACCACCGCCAUUGCGAAUCCGCAAAUGCUGCUUGACUUACUCAUUCGAAAUGUCAGUGACUCGGGAUUUGACAUCAUCAUCUCCAGUAUUAUCGUGAACGGUAUGAUCGUUGUCGCUGACAGAUUCCCACUGCCACUUCGCUUCACCAAUAUAAACUUCACAACCGACCUCAACAUGAGAGGAAGUGACAGGUUCAGAAACCUCAGCGCCAUCAUAACCAUCGUGGUGACCGAUACCUUCAGAAAUAAUCCCAACUUCACCGAUAUCGUAGUUGAUGGAUUUGCGAGUGGGUCAGUUUUGAGCGACACGACUAUCACCGCGAAAACAGGCACUAUAACGGCAGCCGCUGCAGCCCAAAUACUGGCCAAUAACACUGAUGCGUUUACCAGGAUGGGUCUACUCUUGGAUGUCAACGCCCUUACCAACACAACGACUACUAUGGCAACAAUCACGACGGGAAGGACUACCACGGUUACCAUGACAACCACGCCAACCACGCCAACCACGCCCGCCACGACCGGUCGGACGGUCAACCAGACUCCACCACGACCGUUCCCAGGUUUUGCUGUUGCCAUCAUCGUCUUGUGUAUCCUCGCGCUCCUCGCCAUGCCCCUCGUUAUUUUCCUGUGUGUCAGGAGCGGUUAUUGUUCCAAAAUGGCAAAUGCCUUCCAGUUGGAAUCCCCUGAUAAUUUAGACCUGCGACUUCCAAUGUUUGGGGGGCGCUCGUACAACUUCAACUGACGAGACACCAGAGAGACCAGAACUUUGGAUUCAGAGGGAAAAGUUGACAUGGAUUUUGAAGAAUACACAAGAGGAAUAUUGACCAGAGUACUUUUCUAACAACCCAACCAAAUCAAUGCACGUGUAACCUAAUGGACCAAGGUAUCAUCAUGCUAACUCUUUCAAAUCAAAUCUAUAAAGUGGUAGUUACCAGGUUUUCCUUUAUAAUGAAAAAUAUACAUAUUGUCAUGUUGUAUGGAUGUGGCUGUAUCCAGAAUUUGUUUUUGAUGGGAGGUUUGUAUUAAAUUUAUAUAUGUUUGUAAAGUAUCUUCUCUGAACUAGUAUAUCACACACGUUGGCCCAAAUCAGCUUCCUGCCAAAUUGUUGAUAGUCUCGUGGCGUGGGAAAGCUCACUGGCUUGCAGGCAUCUCCAAAGCUAUGCCAUGGACAAACGUUGACCUGCACUGAAUGAAUGGAAUUUUAUUUGAGUGCAAGUGUACACU